Molecule: messenger RNA, 2287 nt
Organism: Benincasa hispida (wax gourd)
Lineage: Eukaryota; Viridiplantae; Streptophyta; Magnoliopsida; Cucurbitales; Cucurbitaceae
Product: zinc finger A20 and AN1 domain-containing stress-associated protein 4-like
Molecular function (GO): DNA binding; zinc ion binding
Source: RefSeq, a predicted model, not a curated record
UUGAAGUUGGGAUUGAAUAACUUAACUCGAUUGCUAUGAAGAUAUGUGUUGUUAGAUAUAUCACUCUUGAAUUUUGAUUGUUCAAUACAAACUCUGUGGGUUGUUGAUGGUAUACUGAUCAAGACUCUUGUAGAGAUGAUUUGGGAAGUGUUUAAUUCUUACUUGUAGACUUGGGUUGUUGAAAUCAUAGUUUGCAUAGUGUCAAAUUUUUGUUAUUUAAGAGUCCAUGAGUAGUUUAAAAUUUGUUUGUUAUUACUGUUGUUAUUUUUAUAUCCCACGCAUGUUUGAGUUUGAAGGUUGAUUUGGGAUGGAUAAUCUGUUACUUAGAGUUUAUAUUUUAAUUUUUUUUUUCCCGAUGAGUAUUGUAUGGAUUUAUGAUUUAACUCAAGGGUGUUCAAGAUAUGAAGACGGGAAAAUUAUGGCCAUUUUUCUCCUAGGUGGUAUCAAACUAUAAUAUCAUUGAUGGAAUUUGUUUUUAUCUCUAUAGUGAUAAAUUAAAUUAAGGUCCAUUUGUUAACCUUUUGGUUCAAAAUUAUGUUGGUUUUCUUACAAGCCAUUUACCACAGUUUCACUUUCCUAACUAAACACUUGAAUUCUUAGCCGAAUUCCAAUAACAAGAACAAGUUGCUAAAAAUUAUUUUUUUAAUUUUCAAAACUUGACUUGGUGUUUGAAAACACUCCUAGAAAGUAGGUAACAAAAAAAGAAAUUGAUAGAAGUAGUGUUUUUAAGCCUAAUUUUCAAAAACCACAAACUCAAAACCAGUGCUUUUUAAUUCCCACGGUGCACUAAAGCACAAUGGCCCUCUGGAGCCUAGGCGCAAGAUGCACAACAAAGCGUGGGCUUUUUUUUUUUUUUGUGAGGUGCACUAUAUAAAAAAAUAAUAUAUAUAUAUAGAUGUGUAUAUACUCAACAAAAACCUUGAUGGAAAGAGAUAAGACUUAAAGAAGAAUAUAUAAAAGAUAGAUAAGGUUCAAAGUGAUGAACAAACCAACUUGGGACAUACCAGAAUUCUGUCUUGGAGGAACAAAGGUGGCUGGCAGCAAAGAAGAAGAGAGAUGAAGGCUGCUGUUUUGGAGUCUUCUGCUCUGUUUUUAGAAGAAAAAACAGAGUUGGUUGCUGGACAUGUGCACUGCAUCACCUUUUCUUUUUUGUUUUUAAUUUUGAUGAAAUGCUAGUGGCGUGGAGACUUGGAGUUGAAAAAGAAGAAUAGAAGAAUAAUAAGACAUGAGGAAUGGCCGAAUGGAGGAUGUUGUUUGGUUAAAUAUUCAUUUCUUCCUUUGAAGAAGAAUCGUAGAGGGGAGAGGUGAAGAGGAGAGAUGAAGAUUAAGAAGAAUGCAGUAUGAUAUUCCUGUCUUUUGAAGAAGAAUCGAAGAGGAGAGGUGAGGAAGAAUCUAAGAAGAGAGGUGAAGAAGAAGAAUUGAAGGAUAGAGGAGAUUGACAAUAUGGAACAUGAUGAGGCAAGCUGUCAAGCUCCCCCUGAGGGUCCCUUUCUGUGCAUCAACAACUGUGGCUUCUUCGGAAGUGCGGCUACUAUGAAUAUGUGUUCCAAGUGCCACAAGGAUUUGAUGUUGAAACAAGAUCAGGCUAAACUGAGUGCUUCAACUCUUGGAAGUAUCAUGAAUGGAUCAUCUAGUUCUAACCAAAAUGAAACCUUUGCCACCGCCAGCGUGGAUGAGCCAGUUAGUUUGAUGGAGCCUAAGAUCACACCAAUGCAGGCAUCGCCCGUGGUUGUUUCUGAUGGGAGCAGUGGAGUGAAGCCAAAGGACAGGCCUAGACGAUGCAACAGUUGCAACAAGCGAGUUGGAUUAAUGGGAUUCGACUGUCGUUGCGGUAACAUCUUCUGUGCUAUUCAUCGUUACUCUGACAAACACAAUUGCCCCUUCGAUUACCGCACAUCUGCACAGGAUGCAAUUGCUAAAGCGAACCCAAUUGUGAAGGCAGAGAAGCUCGAUAAGAUCUAAAGCGCAAAUCAGGCUAAAGGCUGGUUGGAACCCUUGUAAUGUGUUGAUCAUUGUCAUCAUCACCUAGAUGAUUUCUGCUUUGCUGCAUGCAUAUCUUGUAACAUGUUGUGUAUUGUUAUAUUUGGAGGGAGGGUAUGGCAAAAUCGUUGCAUCUCUGCAGUCUGAAGAAAAUGUAGGAAGCAGUAUGUCGGUUUUGGUAUUUUUCUCGUUCUUACAACAGUUUAAUGUUAUCAUCAUAAGCCUGUUACGUGACUGUAUUGUGUCAUAAAGUGUCUUGAGGAAUUCAUAUAUGAAUGCAUGCUGCCCGUGUUUGAUUUGUUUGUAA